This is a messenger RNA of Symbiodinium pilosum, 594 nucleotides long. NCBI's taxonomy places the organism in Eukaryota, Dinophyceae, Suessiales, Symbiodiniaceae. The record is from the annotation of a GenBank genome assembly.
GAAAUCCGCAGCGGGCGGAAGACGAGCCACUGGAUUUGGUACAUCUGGCCCAGCUUAGACGAAGUGCGGAAGACCUCCCGGCCGCAGUACUCUUUGCGAAGCCGUGGGGAUGCGGACGCCUUUUUGUCAGAUCCUGGGCUUCGGAAGAACCUCUAUGAGAUAAGUGAGGUGGCCUUGUCUCACCUCCUCAAGGGAACUGCGCCCGGGAUCCUCUUUGGAUCCCGGACUGACGUGGAGAAGUUUGGGGAGACGGUGACCUGCUUUGCCCUGGUGGCGCUGGAGGCCCGCGACCUUGAACUCUCAGAGCUGAUGGUGUCCUGCCUGGAAGCCCUGGGAGGAGAUCUCCACGCAGAGACGGUGAAGUAUCUGCUGUCCCAUGCCGAGGGUCUGACAAGCCUGGCUCCUUCUGGCUCUACCACACUGGACCUGCGCUGUUUGCGGGAUGCACUCGCCCGGCUCAAGGAAGAGAAGCAGGCGGAAUUGCUCCCCUCCGGUUCGUGCGACUCAGCUCCGGUCCUGCGGCCUGAAACUGCUGAAGCUGCGGAGGCAGCAAAGUCCGUGCCUGAAGAGGUCGCAGCGUCAGAUGGCGCUUAG